Molecule: messenger RNA, 312 nt
Organism: Rotaria sp. Silwood1
Lineage: Eukaryota; Metazoa; Rotifera; Eurotatoria; Philodinida; Philodinidae
Source: the annotation of a GenBank genome assembly
AUGACUUCAUGGGCAUACAUUAAAACGAUAUCCAGCUCUACUUUUGUUUCUACUUCUUCUCUUUCAUCAACAGAAAAAAACCUAUCAAAAAAUACCAUUCGUAAAUUUGUUGUAUUUGCAUCAUCUAUUUAUUCUGAACUUCGAUCAUAUAUAUUUUAUACACCUAUAACAGCAGCUGCAUGGCAACGGAUAGGCUAUAAUGUAAUUGUUAUUUUUGUUGGUGAUUUUACUACUACUAAUAAUGAUCGAUCAUUAUUAAAACAACUUAAUAUAACUCGAAAUUUAUUAAAACGAUUAGGUGUGUAUGUAAUC